CACAGGUUCCCGCCAAUUUGUGUUUUCUUUGGAACUGUGGGAUUCAGGAAGAGUGUGACUGAGGACUGGAGCUUUGAAUUAAGCAGCUGUGCAGUGGAGUUAAAGGUUGACAGCGAAGGACUCCACUGAACAUUGUGAAUUAUUUUGUGGGAUUCACACCAAAAGUGUAGGAAAGAAAAUGACGUCACUGUGCCUGCAUGGUACAAUUCGAAUCCACAGUCUCAAUGUGGGAACAUCUCCAUGGAAAGAAGGCAGCUGUGAAGUUAUUGAGAAAGACGACAAAUUCAGUUUGGUUGUGCAGUACAAAGCUGGAGGAGCACCGGCCAAAUUUCCACUGAAUCAGAAUAUUAAAACCGUAAUUCUGAGGCCCAUGGGAAAGAAGCAGAGUCGGCUUAUGGUUAAUUUGAAAGAUACUAGCUCUCUCACUAUAGAUAAAAUCCCAUGCAAAGAUGCUGAUGAAUUAAAACAGUUCCUGGAUUCAUUUAAAAUUGAAAAGGCUCAAACAGGUAAACCUGUCCAAGGAUCAGGCAGCUUUGGAGGUGUUUUGGUGAAUAGGAGCACCCAGAAGGAAGUAAACAGACAACAAAAUCAAACUCCAUCCAAAAGAGUAAGUUUUGACAAAGAUGAAGCUUCCACCAAAAGUCCUUUAAACAAUUUUGGAAGGACACCAUUAAAAACCUCACCUGGAAGCAUUACAUUUUCCGGUCGAAACAACAUUUCUCCUACAACAUCUACACCACAUAGAUCAAGUCUUAUGGAAAACAGGUGCAGAUCAUGUUAAAGGCACAGUUUACCCAAAAUUGUUCUCCCCUUUAAAUUGUUCCCAAUAAUCCAUUUUACCUGCUGGAAUGUAUUAAAUUGUUUACAAGUA
Messenger RNA from Bombina bombina (fire-bellied toad), 871 nucleotides. Its product is annotated as ubiquitin carboxyl-terminal hydrolase 37-like. Bases 179 to 781 code for a protein of 200 amino acids. Lineage: Eukaryota; Metazoa; Chordata; Amphibia; Anura; Bombinatoridae. The record is from RefSeq and is a predicted model, not a curated record. The transcript has 5 exons.